CCUCCUUCCUGUCGCUGCUCUUUUCUGCCGUCACCAAUACCUCAAUCCUGCUUACAGUAGAGAGCACUUCUAUUUGCGCGUGCUGCUGCUGAGCUCCUGAUAGAUACAUCAUUUUGCAGUCAGUUUGAGAUGCCGGCAGCAGCUACCGACAACCCAAAAAAGCGAGGUCGGCCGCCCAAAUAUGCUUCAGCAGAAGAAAAGAAAGCUGCAAACACACAAAGAAGGCGCGCUCAGAGAAGAGGUAAAGCUGCAGGAACACAGGCGGUGCUGUCUCAGCAGCAUCAAGUCAGAGGCCUAGAGCAAUCUACGUUCUUUGUGCCACCUUCAGCACCGCUGGCUCCAGGCGGGCCAUCUGCACUUGGUGGACUGCCAAAUAUUGCUCCAACUCGCCUUGAAGGUUUGGUACCGGAUGACAGCAACGACAUUGGAGAGUACCUUCCACCACUUAGCCGCUUUGGUAGCCCCUCGCUAGGUCCUACACCUACCGAGCCCGAUGACGUUCUAGAUCUCCUUAUAGCUAACGGUGACACGCCUAUAAGUGCUGGACAGUCAGUCGAAGCAGGGUUCGAUGGCAUUGCGACAAUCGACGACGAGACUGAAGCUCUAUAUGCAGAUGAGAGUAUCAUCACAGAUAAUAUGGCUAUCGAGAGUGAAGUUGAUGAAGUUGAGGAAGUCGGCGAACUUGCAAAUCGGUUGACGGACCAGCUGAUUCGACAUCAGGGAUGCUGCCAGCAUUGCCACCAGCGAUCACAAGAGGAGCAAACCGAACACCAUCCAACCUCUUAUGGUCUUCAGCAAUACCUAGAUGAGAUCGCAGAGGCUGUGGAUUGUCCGGAUAUACUAGCAUCGAAGACAAUGUCGACUCAUGGCUCCGACCUUGCUAGCCAUAUGGACGCAGCAACUAGGCGCCAACUUUACUGUGGGUUUGACAAGGAUAACAUCGUGCCAACCCCUAUCUGUUUGGAAGCAGACGACUAUGCAAAUGCAGCCGCUGAGGUUACCUUCGAUAUUGAUAGCGUCCUGGGCUUUCCCAAUAGUCUAGCAGUUGCGAAGCAAGGAGUCCGUUGGAACUCGACGCAGAUGACGGUCACAGACCUUCAAUCCGGCCUACAUCUGAAGACCCAACUCGCGCAUUAUAUUGAUGAUCACGGCCAUGCUCAUUCAGUACGGAAGCCUUUGCAUCAGCUACCACACUAUACCUUCGGACGGCUGGUCGGUCUUGAGGACGUUUCUCUGUACAUCUUUUUCCCAUACCUUUACCGAGAAGAACAAAAGGUAAGCCGUCUGACGGACGGAGACUUCCGCACCUGGAUGGAUCAAAUCCUGCUCCCGGUCAUAUACCGACACCACGAUAGUUCGCUCGUACAGCACUAUCCGUCUAGCUUUGAUCACGCACGCUAUAAUUCCACGGCUCGAGGGGUGGAGGGUCGAUCGCAGCGGUCGGAUGCUACGCCAAGACAGCAGCUUCUCUUCCAUUUCCUACCGCCAGACUCUCUCCAAGAAAUUUGGGAGGAUGUUCUUCAGGCCACUGAACGUCCCGGGCUGCAGCAGUUUCGUGGAGCGUUUCUGUUCCUUCAAGGUAAAAACCUCAAGUGUCUCACUAAAGACUUGACCUGGGAAACGAUGACUGCACGCUUUGACAAGUAUUGGGGAGAAGCCGUUGCAGAGAGUUAUAUGACUCCAGACGCCUACUUCGACGUGGGAAAAGAGGUGUGCCCAGCACUGAGGUCCUGCGUCGCAAGUGAGGCCGAGGAAGAAGACGGAGAGCGCGAGAUCCUUGCUAAAACACUGUUGUGGAAGCGAUGCUGCCUUGAGACAUAUGGCGAGUGGAUGAAAAGCUGGCAUGGUCAAGAAGAAGAUGGCCACCACAAUGUGUUUUAUCCCUUCAGCAUGCUACGCGACAGUGGGAGCUUAACGAUCGAGACUCAUCAGAGUUCGAAAAGUCGCGCAGGCGGGCUUCUCUAUAGCCAGUUCUACUCCAGCAUCAAGGAAGUUUUCGCUGCUGGUAACGUUUAUCCGUUCACCAAUGUGGCGAUAGAGACAUUAGCGCUCGAUCCUAAACUACGAAAGACGUGGCAGCAUGUUGGGGCAGGUCUCAGCCACAGCCCCGUCGCAUUGAUCCGGGCAUACCUCUACACCAAACUUCGCUGUCACUACGCUACCACCGGAUCAAUGCAGAAGUCUUUUGGUACCAGAGAAGAACAUCGCGUCUCCAGGAAGUUGUUCAGCAAGAUCGACGCUCAAUUCAAAAACCGAAAUAUACACACACAACACUUCCAGUUGAUGCAAGAGCGCAAUCGGUCACACUAUACUAUCUCAACCGCCACCAUGUUACAUUGGCUGCGAUGGAAUAUCAACAAGUUCUGCGUUGGGUUCGAAAUGGUCCACAGUCUCAACGAUCAUCAUUUCGUCACGUGGGAACACACCAGGAUCAUGCUUAUGUUUCUGCGGUGCCUCCAGUUCUCCUACGCCAGCGGGCUUAUACAGCGGGCUGGCGGUCUUUGGCAGGAUGUGCGCUUGGAAAGAAAUGCCAACCGACCAGAUGGGCUUCGACGAUACGAAGGCUUAGGGUUUCGCGACAGCAUCAAGCGACAUGGUUAUGCUUGGUUCAUGGACAAAGUGGACUGGGAAACAAUGACCUUUCGGCAACCGUUCGCUCAGUAUAUGAUGUUCAACAACCCAUCUAUGCAAGCAGUCUAUCAUGCACGCUAUAGCCAGAUCCGGGACGUGCGCAUUGAUUUCAUUCGGACGGACAAGACGCGCCAAUGGAUGGCGGAGUUUAGCGCUGUGCCGGUCUGCUUGGGCCUCCUGGAAGAACACCUCGAACAACUCUGUCUCUGCGCCUUCCGCAAAGAUGUGUUUUCCUCCAUCCGACAUUUGCUACAUAGGGACCAGGUCGAGGCGGCCUUGGCUGGCAAGAUCCCCUUGUGUUGGCCGAGUAUCAAUCGAGUCCUGAAGAACCAACAUCAGCCUCCUAAAUUAGCUGCGGGUAACCGACUGGCAGUCAAGAGUGUUGAAGUUCUUUUUUCGUGGCUAUGGGAGUGGAGAGACGAUCAGUUCGAGCGUAAGGGCUGGAACGAUAAGCCUUACAGGAUGCUGUACCAACAGAGCUUUGGCAUCAUUGAACGGAUACGAGGAAAACAGCAAGCUCGUGCUUGGAAGAAGAGCUUGAAGCGUACGUUCCUUCAAAGUCACUGGAUGCUCCCGUAUCCUCAGAGCCAGGGCUUCAUGCGCAAAUGCAGAGAGUCCGGCGAGGUGGUCUGGUGGCCUAGCUUUCACCUUGGUCUCAAAAGAUACUACGAUCAGUUAAGAAAGCAUGGAGAGGUACUAGAGUCGUUUCCUGCAUCCUACAUAAAACACCAUCCCGUCAAUGGCUGGGGUCUAGCCCAUGGAUGGCCAGGAUACAUGCCAUACGAAGUUAGACCCAAACAACACCUUCUGGAGCUAUCGGAGACAGAUCUCUAUCUUCGAUUGCUCGAACUGCAGCAGGACUACAAUACUACGUCUAGACAAACGUCGAGUGCCACAAUGAGGGACUCAGUCCAAGUCUACGUGAUCAAAGACAUCAUUGAAGACCCAGCUUGGAAACGUAAACCUAUGAAGAGCUGGGAUGUAGGUCAUUGCAGCGUUCAGCUUAACAAGGAGCUGGAGAAAUAUGAGAUCCUACAACAUUCCCGUCGAAUUUUGCGCAAACGCAAGCGGGGUGUUAGUAUAGACUCUGGGACAGAAAGCGGUAGCAUCGCUGAAGUCGAACUAACUUCUGACGAUGACUCCCUUGAGCAGCAGAAAAAGAAACAAUACGAGGUUGUGAAACAGGUGGAAAAGCAAAUGCGAGCUGGCAUAGAAAAGGACCGCGAAAGGUGGGGUAAGCCCGACGUACACGAAGGUAUACUUAAGAUGCAUGAGCCCAGAUUGAGAAGGAUAGGAUAAGCUAGCCUUUUACAGAAUACGAAAAUGAUAGGGUGACGGAGAGCAUAGGGUGACGGAGAGUAUAGGGAUUGCAAAACCCCGGUUUCCACCCCCAAUACCGCUCCGACCUCCCAUUGUCGCAGCAAUCUGCAGUCAGCCCUUCGUUUACCGCCAGCAAGACAGAGAGCAGCAUUGCAAGCGAGCAUUUUG
Molecule: messenger RNA, 4119 nt
Organism: Boeremia exigua
Lineage: Eukaryota; Fungi; Ascomycota; Dothideomycetes; Pleosporales; Didymellaceae
Exons: 1
Coding region: 130-3930 (1266 amino acids)
Source: RefSeq, a predicted model, not a curated record